Messenger RNA from Verruconis gallopava, 1178 nucleotides. RefSeq names its product chlorophyll synthesis pathway protein BchC. The record is from RefSeq and is a predicted model, not a curated record. Gene Ontology annotation, molecular function: zinc ion binding; oxidoreductase activity. NCBI's taxonomy places the organism in Eukaryota, Fungi, Ascomycota, Dothideomycetes, Venturiales, Sympoventuriaceae. The transcript is spliced from 4 exons. Bases 17 to 1120 code for a protein of 367 amino acids.
CCUACCUGAACACAAGAUGACCGCAUCGAACGGAAUUGCCGUUGCCAAUGGGACAAACGGCGUCAAGUCCAGCCUGGCCUUCCAGAUUCCCACGGAGAUGAAGGCGAUUCGAUACAACAAAGUCAAAGACUGGUCGCUGGUCACGAUGCCAGUUCCAGAGCCGAAAGCGCAUGAGAUCCUCGUCAAAGUCAAGUCUUGCGGCGUUUGUGGAACCGAUCUUCACAUCCACAACGGGGAUUUCGACUCGAGGAUGCCAGUAGUCACCGGACAUGAGACCAGCGGAAUUGUAGUGAAGAUCGGAGCCGACGUGACCGGGUUCUCGAUUGGAGAUAAGGUUACAGCGGACAACUCUGAGCUUUGCGGACACUGCCACUACUGCCGGGAGGGAAAGCUAUUGUAUUGCGAAAACUUUGCCGCUCACGGAGUGCACCUGGACGGCGGAUUUGCCGAGUACUGUGCGUUCCCGGCCGAGAAACUGUUCAAGUUCGAGAAGUUGUCAUGGGAAGAGGCCGCUCUUUUCGAGGCCGCAUCGUGCGCCAUCCACGGAAUGGACCGCAUCGCGCCGGGAGUUGGAUCUACCAUCCUGCUCAUCGGCUCAGGGGCUACCGGUCUGUGUCUUGCUCAGCUUCUCAAGGGCAACGGCGGUCAGCACGUCGUGUUGGCCUCCAAUCAAGGUCCCAAGAUGGACCUGGCUAAGAAGCUCAACUGCGCGGACGAGUAUGUCGAGCUUAGCAGAACUGAUCCAUCAUCUCAAUGGGCAGACCUAAAGGAAAAAUACCCUUACGGAUUCGACGUUGUCGUUGAGGCCUCAGGAUCUCACCACGUGCUUGAAAAGGCCAUUGAUUUCUGCGCUCGGGGGGGAAAGCUCAUAUACUACGGGGUGUACGAGAAGGAGGCUCUGAUCAAAGUUUCGCCAUCCAAGGUCUUCUCGGACGAAAUCACCAUAAUCGGAUCAUUCUCUGAGAUGUGGUGUGUUGGUCGAAGCGUGCGCUACCUCGAGAGUGGCAAAGUCAACGUAAAGGGAAUCGUGGACAAGACGUUCAAGUUAGAACAGUUUGGCGAGGCGUUGGAUGCUGUUAGAAACAAGACGUGCAUCAAAGCAGCUAUUGUAUUCGAUUGAAAAAGCAUCACAGGUAGCAUUUUGCAUGGGACGGAUUCAAAUGAAAGCUAGAGUUGGA